Olea europaea var. sylvestris is the source of this 1789-nucleotide messenger RNA. RefSeq names its product dehydrogenase/reductase SDR family member FEY-like. Bases 35 to 1447 code for a protein of 470 amino acids. Lineage: Eukaryota; Viridiplantae; Streptophyta; Magnoliopsida; Lamiales; Oleaceae. The record is from RefSeq and is a predicted model, not a curated record. The transcript is spliced from 8 exons.
ACAAAGGACGAAACGCAAAGUGAGCAAUGGCAUUAUGCCAUUCUCAUCCCCUCUAAAGGUGACGGAGCAGCCCGAAUCGAAUCUUCUCUUCAAAACAGCAAAUCUUCAACGGCUAAGAUUCGAUACGAUAAUACACAACAACAUCAAUCCAACGGUUGAUAUCAUACACACUCCCCUACUGAAAACUUGGAACCAAGAUUUGAUUUCAGUCCCAGCAAUUCCUAAAGCUGAAACUGCGAACCCAGAGAGAAAAAUGGCAUCCCAAUCUUCAUCUUCAGAGAAGGGAAAGGGUAAGGAAAAGGAAAAGGAAGAGGAAGUGGAAGAGGAAAAUGAGAAAUCUGUUGAGGGAGUAAAAGAGAAGGUAAAAAAAAAGGGAUUGGGGUGGAUGGAGUGGCUGAGGGGGUGGAUGUAUAUAAUCUACGAGAUGCUGUUCCAGAGGAUCUCAGCUAGCCAUUUGCAGAACCCAAUGCCUCUCCCUCCCAUUAAUGACCUCACCUGCAUCGUCACAGGCUCUACUUCUGGCAUCGGCAAAGAAAUUGCCCGGCAAUUGGCAGAAUCAGGGGCACAUAUUAUUAUGGCUGUCAGAAAUCCAAAAGCAGCUAAUGAUUUGAUAAAGAAGUGGCAGGAGGAAUGGUCAGGAAGGGGCCUUCCUCUUAAUAUUGAGGUGAUGGAACUAGAUCUUCUCUCUCUGGAUUCUGUUGUGAGAUUUGCUGAAGCUUGGAAUGCACGUACAGGGCCUCUGCAUGUUCUCAUCAAUAAUGCCGGAAUAUUUUCCAUAGGAGAACCACAAAAGUUUUCGAAAGAUGGAAAUGAAGAACACAUGCAAGUGAAUCAUCUUGCUCCGGCACUGCUAUCUAUAUUACUUUUGCCAUCCCUUGUUAGAGGCUCCCCAAGCCGAAUUAUUAAUGUGAACUCUAUUAUGCAUUACGUAGGAUUUGUUGACACAGAAGAUAUGAACGUUGUAUCUGGGAAAAGAAAGUACACGAGUUUGGUGGGAUACACAAGCAGUAAGCUGGCACAGGUCAUGUUCAGCAGUGUUCUUCAUAAGCGUCUACCAGCUGAAGCUGGCAUAAGUGUAGUAUGUGUUUCUCCUGGAAUUGUCCAAACCAAUGUCGCCAGGGAUCUUCCAAAGAUUGUCCAAGCUGGUUAUCAUUUAAUACCCUAUUUUAUAUUCAGUGCUGAAGAAGGUUCUAGAAGUACACUAUUCGCAGCCACAGAUCCCCAAGUUCCUGAAUAUUGUGAGAUGUUGAAAGCGGAUGAAUGGCCAGUCUGUGCCUUCAUAUCUCAAGACUGUCGUCCCACAAACCCUUCUGAAGAAUCGCAUAAUCUUGAAACAUCAUAUAAAGUGUGGGAAAAGACACUUGAAAUGGUGGGACUUCCCUCAGAUGCGGUAGAGAGACUUAUAGAAGGUGAAGAAGUUGAAUGCAAAUACGGAGCAUCCCAGUAGGACGAAUGCUACAUGUACAAACUUGUGUUGAUCCGCGUGAGAUGGCAUUGUAAUCCACAUAUCGAAUUGAUCUUAUCAUUUCUCCUCACAUCAUGCAUAUAGCAUUAUACAUCCCUGUAGUUUACUUUUCAUACUAGAGUAGGAGCCCCCUAAAGCUAAUCAUUUUGUCUUUCUCAGUCAUCUCAUGAUAUAACCAAGGCACACAUAUGCAUGGAUUUUCAUAAUAUAUUGUAUCACACUUCCACUUUUUCUCAUUUGUACUCGGCAUUCUUGUACGAGUUGCUUACUCUUACUUAACAGCACAUCCUUUCAACAUCUUCAAACACGAGGACCUUUUUUGUU